This is a messenger RNA of Polyodon spathula (Mississippi paddlefish), 2261 nucleotides long. It is a transcript of the gene alg9, whose product is annotated as ALG9 alpha-1,2-mannosyltransferase. The coding region runs from base 33 to 1961 and encodes 642 amino acids. NCBI's taxonomy places the organism in Eukaryota, Metazoa, Chordata, Actinopteri, Acipenseriformes, Polyodontidae. The record is from RefSeq and is a predicted model, not a curated record. Gene Ontology annotation, cellular component: endoplasmic reticulum membrane. Gene Ontology annotation, molecular function: alpha-1,2-mannosyltransferase activity. The transcript is spliced from 14 exons. Gene Ontology annotation, biological process: protein N-linked glycosylation.
CCUGUGAAGCCAGAGGCGUGCCACUAGUAGAGAUGGCGUCGAGGGGGGUUCGGCACAGAAAGGGCAAGCAGGAUGUAAACACGUCGGUUCACCCCAACAUUAACAGCGAGCCCAAAGGCACAGAGGAAAGCAAGGGCGCCGAGGAGAAUCGGACUGACGCCCUCUCUUCCAGUAAAGCAGGGCAGGUGUGGGCCCCCGAGGGCUCGACUGCCUUCAAGUGCCUCAUCUCCGCCCGCUUCUGCGCAGCCCUGCUCAGCAACAUCUCCGACUGCGAUGAGACCUACAACUUCUGGGAGCCUACUCAUUUCCUCCUGUAUGGAGCGGGCUUCCAGACCUGGGAGUACUCCCCAGCCUCUGCUAUCCGCUCCUAUGCUUACCUGUGGCUGCACGCUGCUCCAGCCUGGUUCCAUGCCAGGGUCCUGCAGACCAGCAAGGUCCUGGUGUUUUAUUUCUUACGAUGUCUUCUAGCCUUCCUGUGCUGUGUCUGCGAGCUCUAUUUCUACAAAGCGGUGUGUAAGAGAUUCGGGCUCCAUGUGGGCCGGUUGAUGCUGGCGUUCCUGGUCCUGAGCACUGGCAUGUACUGUUCCGCAGCAGCAUUCCUGCCCAGCACGUUCUGCAUGUACACCACGCUCGUAGCCAUGACGGGCUGGUACAAUGACAACACCUCGGUCUCUGUGCUGGCUGUGGCAGCAGGGGCCAUCGUGGGCUGGCCUUUCAGUGCAGCUCUGGGGUUGCCCAUUGCGUUUGACUUGCUGCUGCUCAAGAGGAGAUGGAAGAGUUUCCUCACCUGGGCUCUGAUAGCCCUGCUGCUGUUCCUGGGUCCUGUUGUCGCUGUAGACAGUUACUACUAUGGGAAGCUGGUGGUCGCUCCUCUCAACAUCGUGCUGUACAAUGUGUUCAGUCCACACGGGCCAGAUCUCUACGGCACAGAGCCCUGGUAUUUCUACCUGCUCAAUGGGUUCCUCAAUUUCAACGUGGUGUUCGUGCUGGCUCUGCUGUCCCUGCCUGUGACUGCUGUGAUGGGGGCUCUGCUGCAGCGCUUCAGCGUUCAGAACCUGGGCCGCCCCUACUGGCUCACGCUGUCCCCCAUGUACAUCUGGAUCCUGAUCUUCUUCACGCGCCCCCACAAGGAGGAGCGCUUCCUGUUUCCAGUCUACCCGCUUGUCUGCCUGUGUGGCGCUGUGGCGCUGUCCUCCCUGCAGAAAUGCUACCACUUCCUGUUCCAGCGCUAUCGUCUGCAGCACUACACCGCCUCGUCUCACUGGCUGGCUGUGGGGACAGUGCUUCUGUUCAGUGUGCUGUCGCUGUCCCGCUCUGUGGCACUCUUCAGAGGAUAUCACGCGCCCCUCGACCUCUACCCAGAAUUCCACCGCAUCGCCAAGGACCCCACUCUCCACACUGUUCCUGAAGGCCGGCCUGUGCACGUCUGUGUGGGGAAGGAGUGGCAUCGCUUUCCCAGCAGCUUCCUGCUGCCUGACGACUGGCAGCUGCAGUUCAUCCAGUCGGAGUUCCGGGGCCAGCUUCCCAAACCUUUCUCUAAAGGGGGGUUCGCCACACAGAUCAUCCCGACCCACAUGAACGACCAGAACCUGGAGGAGCCCUCUCGAUAUGUCAUCACAGCUGCUGAGGGCCUUUUUCAUUCCCUUUCUAUCGGAGCAGCACACGACUUACAUAAAAUACAUCAUCCUGAAAGCCAAGAGACCGAAGCAAGGCAGGAAAAGAACACGUCUGUGAUGUCCCACCUCGGACUGGACAGAGCAGUGGAGAGUCAGGACUCAUUCCCAGCUUUACUGUGGGGAAUACCCCCGGAUACACAGUCUGGAUGUCUGUCAGUCAGAAAUGACCACUUUUCAAUACUGCUGUUCAGUGGUGUGUACAGCAUGUAUCCUAUUUGGUGGUCCUUGAAAAAGCGGAUUACACUGUAUUGUCCGAGCAGUAUUUUUGCUUGUGUGUCGUGUUAAUAUUUUACAGAUCAUUUCAUGUGCUCCUGCGUGAUUCUUUUUUUUUCAUACUGUAGAUUUUACCCUCUCUGUGUUGAAAUAUUCAUUGAUCUGUCUCGUAAAUGUUUUCUGUUUGCAAGACCUCCUUUCUUGCGCUGAGGAAAGCCUCAAGAAGAGAGGGAGCUUGUGAGCCCGUCGCUAACGUAAGCAAACUGGUGAGCCAACAAGGCCUGCUGUGUUUCUGCUUUCAGUGCACAGAAAGCUAUAAUGUGUUAGAAUGUAGUUCACCUGGGAAUCAUAUUGCAGUUGAACAAUAUAAAU